AUGAAUCGAAAGGAUGUGGUAAACGAAGUAUAUGACGAUUCGGAUUUGAUUGACGAAGAAGGGGAAUCUAGACUGGCAUGGAUUAAGAGAUGGUAUCAGCUAAUCACUUCGCCCUUGGAUUUGCAGCUGGUAAUAAAUGAACAAUUAGAAAUGAUCGACUGGGAUGUUCAUGCCAAAAGCCUUGCUAAGCCGCUGGGGAAUUUUUUGACUGUGUGUUUUUUUGUUAUGAGACUUUUGCAAGACAACCUAAUCAAGCCCAACUAUUACAAACUAAAUGUUAAGUCGGAUGCCUUUGAUCUCUCUAAAUCGAACAAGUUAAAAGAGUUUGAUUACUUGACGGAAAUAUCUUCUAAUUUCCAAAAUGAUAAUCAGUUCGAUGCCUUUCAAUCUUGGUAUUUUGUUACUUUAAGAUUUCUGGAUAAUCUCUUUAAGAUUUCGAUUUUCGCAUUACUGUCAUUAAACUUUUAUCUGACCUUUAAGUUCAUUUUUGGUUAUUUCAAGACUUACAAUUUGUUUCAUCUAAAAAAUGAACUUAGUUCUCCAAAUUUGACCAAACAUAGCUUGAGUGAUCUACGCAAAGAAUAUUACGAAGACAUCUAUAAGCAGUCACUGUGGUCUAUGUUGAAACACUUUUUUAGAGGUUCCCGUGAUGAUACACCAUAUAUUGAUCAGGAUGAAGAUGAAAUAUUUUAUCAAUUAAAGAAAUGGACUCCCACUAAAUUUAUAACCAAUUUUAUUGUGUCUUUUUCACCAACAGCUAUUGUUUUCCUAAGCUUUUCUGAAGUUUCGUUCACAACGGCAAUUUCCCUAAUCUUACAUCAAUACGUUCUAAAUUUCGUUAUAAUUAAGAGAUUUCAGGCAAGCCUGGAAGACGGUUUGAUUUUAUCGAGCGCAGCUUUACAGGAAUAUGAAGAUAAGCACAUCAUGACACGCGUAAACCGACAAGCCAGUUUAUGCACUCGAUCGAAUGGUGGAGGUACUGGCCGAUUUGGAUCGGGAUCUAAAGCACCAAAAGUUUUCACCACUCAUUCAUUAAAUGGUGAAGAGAUUAGAGAAGUAUAUAAUUACAAGAAAAAGGAGUUCGAAGUACUGCCAAGUGAGAGCGAAAAUAUAUCGGAGCCUUUCAAAACAAGUAGACAAUACUUUGAUGACGAACCUCAAAAUUUUGGAAGCUCUACAGAUCCUGGUGAAGUCCAGUUUUCACCACACCUUUCCCCAUAUUUCCGGGAGAAGAUUUCCAAGAAUAACCCUGUUCGAUUAUCUCCACACCAGUAUUUGCAGGAGGAUGAAACCUACUUGUCAAACCAAGACCAAAAUAGAUCAAAAUCAUUGAGCCCGUUGAGACAAACACCUUUAAGUGCAAGAAUGAAAAGUUUUGAAGAUUCGGAAUUCAGUGCAUUGAAUAAACAUGACAUCAAUGCCAUACUUCGUUCGCCCAAUAAAAUCAAGUACUAUCGUAAGAAAUAG
Messenger RNA from Saccharomyces eubayanus, 1467 nucleotides. It is a transcript of the gene NUR1, whose product is annotated as Nur1p. Lineage: Eukaryota; Fungi; Ascomycota; Saccharomycetes; Saccharomycetales; Saccharomycetaceae. The coding region runs from base 1 to 1467 and encodes 488 amino acids. Gene Ontology annotation, biological process: regulation of exit from mitosis; maintenance of rDNA. The transcript has a single exon. The record is from RefSeq and is a predicted model, not a curated record.